AUGAAUUUCUGCCAUAAGCAAUGGUUGUUUUUGUUGAUAUCCUCAGUCACCUCUAGCAUGUGCCGUUUCGCCAACGAGGCCGAGAGUAAUAAUUUUAAACAUGAAACGCACACACAGCCCAUUAAAACGGCACAGAGUCAGACCACCAGUGAAAACGAUCGAAGCGGUGAUUUAACUUUAGACUUACAUGAGAGUUUACGUUUUGAACCACCACAGUUAGAUUUUGGGGCAUGGUCGGUGGGAAUGGUGCGUUCUCACACCGUUACAUUAGUGAAUCAGAAUUUAAAUCGCAGCGUUUAUUUAAGUUCAAUAACCGGUCGAACUCCCGCCUUCUAUACAAGUUUUUUCGAAGUGAAAAUGAUACCGCCAAAUAGCAAUACAACGUUCAGCGUUGUCUUUCUGCCUCGCGAGCAGGGCGCGAUAAGUACAGAUUUACACAUACAUACAUCGUUCGGGGUGGUCGGUUUAUGGGUACGCGGCGAAGGUCGGGCAUGCCCAUAUCGCUUAAAACCUAUAAUAGGUAUUAAAGCCCCUCUAAACGCUACCCUAAUGCCAGAAAUACACAUGUAUAAUCCGCAUAUGAAUUCUCUACAAAUUUUAGAGAUAUACAGUAGUGGUGGUCAAUUUCAAUUGGAGUUACCAAGUGGCGAUCAAGAGGCGCCUCAAGGACUAUGGGAAAUACCACCACACACCACGAAACCCAUAAUACGCAUACGCUUUCAAGGCUUGGCAGCUGGCAAUUACAGUGCGUACAUUCGCAUUAAAAUCGCGGGGCCUUUGCUUGGAGAAGAACAUAAAGAUAUCUUAGUAAUACCAGUAGAAUUUGAGAUUACUUCCGAUUAUGAUUUAUAUGCUGAAAAUCCAUUAUUAGAUCUUGGCCAUGUGACGGUCAAUUCAGAAACGAAUCCUAUACAACGUCAUAUAUAUAUACGACAUUCUAAGCACGAAUUCAGAUUAAACUCACUGCAAUGUUCAAACGAACAAAUUAACAAGGGUUUCGAAUAUAAUUCAAAAAAUUCUACUUUAACCAUAAAGCCUCAAAUGUUGACGUAUGUUGCUGAUGGUGCGUCUGUGAGCGAACGUAUUGUACUUAAAUUAGUAUCGCCCAGUAGUGGUAUUGCUGUGCAACAUUCCGUGCAACUUUUAAUUAGAUUCGAGUUAUUCAAAGGCUCUUUUCAUUACGAUCGCCAUAUCAACCGGUUGACAUUAAAGGACUUCAUUAAAGGACAACGACGUUUUGUAUUUCAGAAUCUUUUUCAGCAGCCUUUAACUGUUUAUAAUGUAAGCCUGCGCAAGGAACAAGGUGAUUCCGCCUUAACCAUUAAUUCGCCUUCGUUGAGAGUUGAUGGGUCGAUUUUAGUACCACAUGCCACUUUCGAGAUGGACUUAAAGCUAUCUAAACGAGACUCUAAAGAUCUCAACUAUAACACGACACUACAUAUUUAUACAAACUUGACAUGUUUUGAUAUUCCUGUUUCUCUGUGCUCAGGACUUUUGCACGUGUAUACUCAAACCAAUACCAUAUGGCGUUCAAGCUCCUCAGUCUACAGUACUGAGUUGAACUUAGGCUCCAAGCCUCAGACUAGUUUUGUAAUAGUACAAAAUCGUAAUCCGAUCAGUGUAAAAAUCACCAAUUGGAGGAUGCAGUCAGUGAGAGCGGUACGAUGUUCCAUUAUGUUUUUGGGUUGCGUAAAAGCCUCCUCUGCAAAGUCUCUCGAUACCCAUAUAAUCGUCGAUUUGGUGAAUACUAACUAUACGUUUGACGACAAUCUAAACGAGGGCGACGUGGCUGUGUUUAGUGUGGAACUGCAUCCGCAUGCUCGUUCAUUACUGGAAUUAAGCGAAUAUCCUAUAAAUCAAAUGAUGAUAAUUUCAACUCAAUAUGAAAAUAUAACAGUAAAUAUAAAGCUAUUCAUAUCAAACGGUCGUCUGGAAGUAGAUCAAGAGAAGUUACACUUCAUCAAUUGCUUCCCGGGUAAACUUUGCUCUUCCGAACUGAGUAUACGUUCAACUUACAAAUAUCCUUUGAACAUACGUAGUAUCAAUUUUACCGAACCGGGUUUCCGAUUUGAAGAUUUCCAGCAAUAUGGCUCCAAGAUAUCCCCUGAAACAGUUACCACUGUUGCACGAAUUUAUUUCGAACCGGCCCUCUUAUGCGGUUCACGUUGUUACAUAUCUCCUUAUACAGAUGAGGUGGUCACGUUUCUUAACAAUUUUGAAGGCAAUAAUCUUCACAUUCCUCAUUUUGAUGAAGUCGAAUUGAGACGGCGGACCGAAUUGUAUCGUCAUUUUAAAUGGUAUUUUCAGAAUAUUGAUUUUAUCAUGACCACGAAAGAUUCAGUACAAUUUCAAAUGAAUCUCAUCAUUGAACUAGAAUGGCCACAAUUAGUGGGUAGUGCUGCUGUACUGCCUACCACAGAAGUGAAUAAAACACAGGAGUAUGGCGUAACAAUCACGAAUCCGGCCGACACUCCUAUACUGGUUGAUUAUUUUUUAGCUGAUCCGUCACUGGCAAAGCAAGCGCAACUUUCUUUACCGCUUGAAGUUAUUGUAAUUGCACCAAGUUGUUAUCUCACAGAUAAAGCGGUAUUUUCUCUAGUCAACAAUCCUCCUGAAACGCCGUUACUAAUAGCCGCGGGAGGAAGCGUUUCAGUCCCCGUUAGAUUUCGUUCGCACACUACGGGAACUUAUUGCACUCUGCUGCAUGUUCGCAAUAAUUUAACCUUAUAUGAGGCUAUCUGGCUUAGUGCUAAGACAGCCCAAUCGCAAUUUCGUUUAAGUAAUCGCAAGCCCGGCUCACUAAAUCCGCUCCUCUUUGAAAUAAGCGAACUGCAAAUGGAACGCGUUUGUUCUGCGACACAAAAUCCAAGUAAGGCUGGUGUGGAUGUCGCACACAAGCUUCUGGCAAAACGCGUCUUUACGGCUCGUAAUUCUGGAGAAUUACCUAUUUGGAUAAAAGGAAUAUUUAUAGAUGAUCAGCCAUGUACCGGUUAUGGUUUUAGUACAGCUGAUUGUUCGCCGUAUGAGUUAAAAACGAACGGUACACGUAGGAUUGAGAUUAGUUUUCAGCCGGAUUUCACUGUUACACGUAUUACGAAACCGUUUAUUUUGAAAACCAACCAUUCGUUUGGAUUUGAUUAUGUGCUUGUAGCACAAUUGCCGAAUAAAGGCUUGGAACGUUGUAUUGCCUUGUUGCCUCGUCCUUUUUGGGAAUCACGUAUACGUAGCGCAGCAAUUGUAGUUUUAUCCAUAAUGUUUGCCUUGGUGCUUAUCGCUGCCCACAUAGAUUACGGCAACAUAUGCUAUCAACAGUCGAAACUUUCUUUGGCCCGGGAUAAAGCACAGAUGCAACCUUUUAAUUUGCGCAAUAUAGCAAUGCGUUCCCAUUCGUCUAAUGAGACAUCUGGAAUAGAGGCCGUUACUGGUAAAACUAAGGAGAAGUCUAAUGCUAGUGAUGGUAAUGGAAACAGCGGUUUAAAGAAACGAAACGCUAAUAAAAAUCAAAAGUCAUUUUCGAAUGUAGAAACAAAAUCUUCAAUUACUAAACGUAAUCUAUCCUUGGCGGAUAUGGUUAAUUGGACUUUUGGUAGUGGUGAAUCCCGUAAGCGUCUGGCUAAGGACAAAAGCGAAACAUUGUUAACAUCUAAUGUGUCUAAUAAUUCUAACGGUAGUCAUAAUAAUAGCUCGCCUAACGACAGCACAGCCAAAAAUCUUAAACCUAAGCUGACUGAAAAGACUUUAUUAGAUAAAAUGGACGGAGGAUUGAAAAAGUUAACAUCAUAUCCUAAGAUUAGUAACAAGAAAAACAAAAUCUUUGAAACCGCAGCUACGGAAGAUUUAAUUAAGUUAUCUAAAACAGAAGAAGAAGUUCAUGAAAAGGAAAGCAAAAAGGAGAAAAAUUCCCCUAAAACGAAUGCUAAAGCAUCCAUUAAAGCAUCAAAGACGUGUGUAGGUGCUUUAACGCCACCUAAUAUUAAAGACCUAAAUGUAUGUGCAGGUCGCAAAUUAGGUAAAACACCGGGACGCGAGAGACGUAAAAAUUGCUCUAUAGAUGUCGGUUCUUCGCUUCACUCUUUAUCGUCAGCCUCGUCGUCUUCAUGUUCCUCUUCCACGUGUUCUGCAUCUUCAAUGCAUUCUCAACAUUCGUCGUCACACAAAACUCGAGCAGAUCGUAAAACUAAACUAAAAGCCUCAAAUUCUUUAAAUUUCUCUACCAAUGCUACCAAUACUUCUAUGCCAUCGACUGAUUCUAUUGGGAAGUCUGAAAAACAAAAAGAAUCUUCUACAGUUUUAAACGACUGCCUUUAUGUAGGAAAUUGUAUUACAUCACCUUGGGAAACUAAUAGUCAAGUAACGUUCAGCGAUGUCCUGCAAUCACAAUCCUCAAAGUCCGCUACAACUAAGCAUACAUUUCUGGAUGAUCUCUUGCCGACACCAGCGUUACAAUCCUCGUCAUUGGAAAGCUCAGAACUUCUCGCUACUUCGACAACGUCACAAACUCCAGCCCAAAAAUCCGAAUUGGGUCCUAUUGGUUCACGUAAAUCACCAUCUUCCACUCCUGUGUGGGAAACAUUUCAUAAUGGCAAUGCUUUGGGUUCAGUCUCUUCAUAUUUCCCUGAUUUGUUAUCCCAUACUUUAGGCAAUCCUUACGGCUUUGACGAUCAUUCACAACAACAACAACAGCAACAACAGCACCAACGCCAAGAGCAACAUCAAUCACAGCAAAGCAGUUUAUUAACUAAUCAUUUAUAUGAGAUACAUGCCCAAGAUGAACUACCAUGCCAAUGGCAGCAGACGAGCGAUUAUUUGCGAAAAUUACGCGAACAGCAAAUGUCAGGUCAUAACAAUUCACAGCAACAACAACAGCAACAAUUCUUAGAAGGCACGACGUGUUCUUCAGUAACCAAAUUAGCAGGUAAUAAUUGGUCCCAAUUGAAUUGCACUUCGUGGCCAUCGAUGGUUAACUCUAAUGCCGUUGUUCCGGCAACUUCUACGAAUGCUGUCAAUUUUGACCCAACUAAUCAAAGUGCCCACUCUUGGAAUUUGGCAGCAACCACAACUACAACGUCUAAUAUGAUACGUCCACCCCCAGGUCUGGAGAAGCAUUAUAUUCUUAAUCAAAAACAACAAAUGCCUACUGCUACCAUGACCAGCUCAGGGAUAGUGGCCAUAAAUGGCUCAGUUAAUGAUUUGUCAACAGAGGCUACCGAGAAUAUACCAAUUUUUGAUCCCUUUGGUUUGAGUUCAAUCUGGACGAAUAACUGGAAACAAAAUUUAGGACAAACGCAACAAAAACAGCAACCACAGGCAAGGCCGGUACCAGCACCGUCUCAACAGCAGCAGUAAAUUAGUGCAAUAACAAAUAUAUUGUUAUCCUUCUGCCACCUACGCACACAAGUCUACCAUACUUGAAGGUAUUUCGCAAAG
Glossina fuscipes is the source of this 5427-nucleotide messenger RNA. RefSeq names its product transmembrane protein 131 homolog (gene Tmem131). The transcript is spliced from 5 exons. The record is from RefSeq and is a predicted model, not a curated record. The coding region runs from base 1 to 5346 and encodes 1781 amino acids. NCBI's taxonomy places the organism in Eukaryota, Metazoa, Arthropoda, Insecta, Diptera, Glossinidae. Gene Ontology annotation, cellular component: membrane.